Messenger RNA from Choloepus didactylus (southern two-toed sloth), 1762 nucleotides. It is a transcript of the gene GALE, whose product is annotated as UDP-galactose-4-epimerase. Gene Ontology annotation, molecular function: UDP-glucose 4-epimerase activity. The transcript is spliced from 11 exons. The coding region runs from base 383 to 1429 and encodes 348 amino acids. The record is from RefSeq and is a predicted model, not a curated record. Gene Ontology annotation, cellular component: cytosol. NCBI's taxonomy places the organism in Eukaryota, Metazoa, Chordata, Mammalia, Pilosa, Megalonychidae. Gene Ontology annotation, biological process: beta-D-galactose catabolic process via UDP-galactose, Leloir pathway.
GGGGGUCGGGUGAUUCGGGAGGAGCGCGGUGGUCCACGGUUCACGAGGGAGAAUUUCUGGGGGAUCUGGGCCGCGUUCUGGGUGGAAUCCCGCCAGGGUCGCUCCGCCCCUCCGCUCCCAGUUCCCCGCUGCCUGGACUGGGGCAGCCGGGAUUCAUUCAUUCCCUGUCUGGGGACUCGGCCUUUCCGACCCGCGGCUCGAAUCCCAGCCGCACUCGAGCUCUUACGGCCCAACACCCUCUCCUCCAUUAUACAGACCGGAAAACUGAGGAGACAGCUGGCCACGGCCACCCCGCGGGUCCGGGGCGAAACCGGGCUCAGAGUAGCCUUUCCGCCUCCCAGGGUCGUUUUCGGACCACUUUUCCUGGGAUCCGGACGGUGCAAUGGCGGAGAAGGUGCUGGUAACAGGCGGGGCUGGCUACAUUGGCAGCCACACGGUGCUGGAGCUGCUGGAGGCAGGCUACUCACCUGUGGUCAUUGACAACUUCCAUAACGCCAUCCGUGGAGGGGGCUCCAUGCCCGAGAGCUUGCAGCGGGUACAGGAGCUGACCGGCCUCUCUGUGGAGUUUGAGGAGAUGGACAUCUUGGACCAGGCAGCCCUGCAGCGUCUCUUCAAGAAGCACAGCUUUGGGGCCGUCAUCCACUUCGCUGGCCUCAAGGCCGUGGGCGAGUCAGUGCAGAAGCCUCUGGAUUAUUACAGAGUCAACCUGAUCGGGACCAUCCAGCUUCUGGAGAUCAUGAGGGCUCAUGAGGUGAAGAACCUGGUGUUCAGCAGCUCGGCCACUGUGUAUGGGAAUCCCCAGUACCUGCCUCUGGAUGAGGCCCACCCCACAGGAGGCUGUACCAACCCCUACGGCAAAUCCAAGUUCUUCAUCGAGGAAAUGAUCCGAGACCUGUGCCAGUCAGACAAGGCUUGGAACGCAGUGCUGCUGCGAUACUUCAACCCCACGGGCGCCCACGCCUCAGGCUGCAUUGGCGAGGAUCCCCAGGGCAUCCCCAACAACCUCAUGCCCUAUGUCUCCCAGGUGGCAAUCGGGCGACGGGAGGCCCUGAAUGUCUUUGGCAAUGACUAUGACACAGAGGAUGGCACAGGUGUCCGGGAUUAUAUCCAUGUUGUGGAUCUGGCCAAGGGCCACAUCGCAGCCCUGAGGAAGCUGAAGGAGCAGUGUGGCUGCCGGAUCUAUAACUUGGGCACGGGCACGGGCUAUUCAGUGCUGCAGAUGGUCCAGGCCAUGGAGAAGGCCUCCGGGAAGAAGAUCCCGUACAAGGUGGUUGCCCGGCGGGAAGGUGAUGUGGCCGCCUGUUAUGCCAACCCCAGCCUGGCCCAGGAGGAGCUGGGCUGGACAGCAGUCUUGGGGCUAGACAGGAUGUGUGAGGAUCUGUGGCGCUGGCAGAAGCAGAACCCUUCAGGCUUUGGCAUGCGGGCCUGAGGCCCCUCCCCUUCCACAGACCAGAAAAGGAAUUGAGGAACAACUGCCUGCUGCAACCACCAGCAGGAACCCAGGGACGCCAGAGCCUCUGGGCCCAAGCCAAGUCCUCCCCUACCUCAAACCCCAGCUGGGCCCACUUAGCCCACCAGGCCCGAGACCAAGGGCUCCACUGACCAGGAGCCAGGGGUCUCUUAACUCCUAUAAUGCCCAGGGUUCAGGGACGACCAAGAGGAAGGGAGCCAGACCAGGGAUAAAACACCCUUCCCCCAGGCACUAAUUUAUGGAGCUUUCCCAAGUAUUUAAAAUAAAAGUUUUCUUACACUGGACAGGUUC